Messenger RNA from Leishmania mexicana MHOM/GT/2001/U1103, 417 nucleotides. Its product is annotated as ubiquitin-conjugating enzyme-like protein. The coding region runs from base 1 to 417 and encodes 138 amino acids. The transcript has a single exon. NCBI's taxonomy places the organism in Eukaryota, Euglenozoa, Kinetoplastea, Trypanosomatida, Trypanosomatidae. Gene Ontology annotation, biological process: DNA damage tolerance; protein K63-linked ubiquitination. The record is from RefSeq and is a predicted model, not a curated record. Gene Ontology annotation, cellular component: nucleus.
AUGGUCGAGGUGCCGCGAAACUUUCGCCUGCUGGAGGAGCUAGAGACCGGCGAGAAGGGCACGGGAAGCAACCAAAACGUCUCUGUGGGUCUGCGUGACACAGCUGACAUCUUCUUCCACUACUGGAACGGCACCAUUGUAGGUCCCCCUAGCACCACCUUCGAGUACCGCAUUCUCUCGCUUGAGAUUUACUGCGAUGAGAACUACCCGAAAGUGCCCCCGCACAUCCGCUUCCUCAGCAAGGUGAACCUGCCCUGCGUCGACUCCGAUGGCACGGUGAAUCGCGAGAAGUUCCACGUCUUCAAGCACUGGGACCGCCGAACAACGAUGGAGCUGUGUCUGUCGGAGCUGCGGAAGGAGAUGGCCCAACCACAGAACCGGAAGCUGGUGCAGCCACCGGAGGGGUCUACGUACUGA